Messenger RNA from Elaeis guineensis (African oil palm), 2040 nucleotides. Its product is annotated as probable aquaporin NIP5-1. The record is from RefSeq and is a predicted model, not a curated record. Gene Ontology annotation, molecular function: channel activity. Lineage: Eukaryota; Viridiplantae; Streptophyta; Magnoliopsida; Arecales; Arecaceae. Gene Ontology annotation, biological process: transmembrane transport. Gene Ontology annotation, cellular component: membrane.
UACCAAUCGCCUUAUAUUCACACUUUUCCUCCUCCAAAGCCUCCAACCCCCUGCCUUUGUCCCUCUCUUUCACACACUCUUUCUCUCUUUCUCUCUCCCAAUUUCUAUUGCAGGAUUGAAGGCACCCAAUUUCGAGCUUCGUUUCGAUCUAUGCCAGGUUUGACUGUCCUUUUCCGUGAACAUUUGUUCUUCUAAAUCCUCCCAUUUCAAGAUCGUGACUUUGCGAGACUUGGAUAUCUUUCUUCUCGUUUUUUGACAAAUCCUCAUUCGUCACCCAAAAUCGUGAGCCAUAAAACAAGCAACUCUCGUUUGUAGGCUUCGUUAAACUGGCUCUCUUUUCUCCCAUUAUUCCUUAGAGAAACGUUUAUAAAAACCUUCAGAUCAUGUAACUUUUGCCUCCUCUUCCAUCAUCACACCCAAAAAAAUCUCAAAAAAAAAAUUUCUUAGCAUUUUUUAUUAUGAAUCCUUGAACAAGGUUCCAUCUCUAUUGUUAUCAAUCCUGGCCAGAAUUCUACCAUUCUUAUAGCCAUACCUUUAUAAAAACCACCAAAUCAUGUAAUAGUUCCCCUUCCUAGCACCCCUUUUUUUUCUAAAAAAAAAAAACAAAAAAAAACUCAUAUUCAAAACAAAGCAAAAAAAAAAAAAAAAGUUAUUUGGUGUAGCUUUGCACAAUGCCGGAGACGGAGACCGGAACGCCGAACGUGUCGGCUCCGCCGACGCCCGGCACGCCGGGUGCGCCACUCUUCUCGUCAGUCCGAGUCGACUCGCUGUCCUACGAUAGGAACUCGAUGCCGCGGUGCGGCAAGUGCUUGCCGGUGGACUCCUGGGCCUCCCCUGGCACGUGCUUCACCGAGUUGCCGAAGCCCAACGUGUCCCUCGCCCGCAAGCUUGGAGCAGAGUUCGUGGGCACCUUCAUUCUGAUAUUUGGUGCCACCGCAGGCCCCAUCGUGAACCAAAAGUACAACGGAGCCGAGACUCUCAUCGGCAAUGCUGCGUGCGCCGGGCUUGCGGUCAUGGUGGUCAUCCUCUCCACCGGCCACAUCUCCGGUGCCCACCUCAACCCCUCCCUCACCAUCGCCUUCGCAUGCCUCCGCCACUUCCCCUGGGUCCAAGUCCCCGCAUACAUAGCUGCCCAAGUCUCAGCAUCCAUCUGUGCUUCCUUCGCACUCAAGGGCAUCUUCCAUCCUUUCCUCUCCGGCGGCGUCACGGUCCCUUCGGUCACCACCGCCCAGGCGUUCUUCCUCGAGUUUUUCAUCACCUUCAAUCUCUUGUUCGUCGUCACUGCCGUCGCUACAGAUACUCGAGCCGUAGGAGAACUGGCCGGAAUAGCAGUUGGCGCUACGGUUAUGCUUAAUAUCCUCGUCGCUGGGCCAUCGAGCGGUGGAUCGAUGAACCCGGUGAGGACGCUGGGCCCGGCGGUGGCCGCCGGGAACUACAAGCAGGUGUGGAUAUAUCUGGUGGCGCCCACUGCAGGGGCCAUCGCUGGAGCUGCCACCUACACCCUUGUGAAGCUGACAGACGAAAACGGGGUGACACCACGCUCGGCCCGAAGCUUCCGCCGCUAGACUCGAUCCGGGGCUGCACUAUAUAUACAUAUAUGGCUAUCCUAUUCGCUGUGCUGUUGCUGCUGCUACUUUCUUCUGUUCAUGCAUGUGUGCUUGUUUGUGACUUUGUGAGUGAUGAUAAUUAAUAAAGUGUGAUAAUGGUCGUUUGCGUGUGAUGGACGACUGUUGGACGGCUAGCUUGGUGGAACCGACGGCAAGUCCACGCUCAUCAGCGAAAGGGUAAGGGGAUCUGUGGAUGUGAUGGCUUGGAGAGUGGCUGUGCUGUGGCUGACGCGAAGCUAGCUGUCUCUGUGUGUCGAGUGUGAAGGCGAAGCGAAUCUCGUCAGGGGGUAGAUGACCGGGAGAGGUUCGGUUUGCCAGUGGUCCUUUGUGUGGUUGUGAGGAGUCCUCGGAAUAAAGUGUGUGUGACCUAUGUCCUGGGAUGUAUCGCUUGAAAACUGCUCUGGUAAUAUAUAUGUAUAUAUAUAUAAAUAUA